This is a messenger RNA of Pedinophyceae sp. YPF-701, 1278 nucleotides long. Lineage: Eukaryota; Viridiplantae; Chlorophyta; Pedinophyceae. The record is from the annotation of a GenBank genome assembly.
AUGAACACCAGCGUCAUGAACACGCCCCAGGGCCUGCGCGCCGCUCGCUGCACUGCGCGUGCGACUCGUCCCUCGGCCGGGGCCGCCCACGGCGCCCCGCUCGUCGGCCGGCCUGCUUUCCGGCCACGAUUCCGUGACGUCAAGUUCACGCUGCGGAGCGCCUCGGCGGAGGUCUCGGAGUCCGUCGGGGUCGAGGAAGCCCCUCGGCCGGCUUCCGACGGCAAGAAGAAGAAGCCGUACCGCGCGACCGACCUCUCGUACACCGAGCAGUACGACGAGAUUUACUCCAAGCCCCUCGAGAUCAGCAAGCCGGUCCCCAAGCCCGACCCCGAGGCCCAGGCCCGCCAGCCCGGCGCGAAGCGCAUCCCGUUCUCGAAGGACGUGUGGGCGGUGCCCAAGACGCGGGCGUUCUUCAACCGCAAGUGGGAGCCCAAGGACAUCGGCUACGCGGUGUUCAUGCUGGCCGUGCACGUUGGGUGCCUCUUCGCGCCCAUGACCUUCUCGUGGAACAUGGUCUGGCUGUUCGCGGCGACGUACUUCAUCACGGGCUGCCUCGGCAUCACGCUGACGUACCACCGUCUCCUGGCGCACAAGUCGUUCUCGCUGCCCAAGCCGCUGGAGUACGUGCUGGCCUACUGCGGCGCCCUCGCCGUGCAGGGCGACCCGCUCGAGUGGGCCUCCACGCACCGCUACCACCACCUCCACACGGACACCCCGCUCGACCCGCACUCGACGUACGAGGGCUUCUGGUGGUCGCACAUGGGGUGGCUCCUGGACGACAAGGCCACGCGCGAGCGCGUCGCGGACCGCUCGAACUCGAACGACCUGCUGCGCCAGCCGUUCUACACGUGGCUCGAGAAGACGUACGCGUGGCACAUCGUCGGCAUGUUCGCGGCGCUCCUGGCGUUCGGCGGGUUCCCGGCGCUGAUCUGGGGCGGGUGCCUGCGCGUGGUGUGGGUGUACCACAUCACGUGGUUCGUCAACUCCGCCACGCACGCCUGGGGCAAGCAGAGCUACCUCACGGGCGACCAGGCCCGCAACAACUGGUGGGUCGGCAUCCUGGCCUGGGGCGAGGGCUGGCACAACAACCACCACGCGUUCGAGUACUCGGCGCGCCACGGCCUCGAGUGGUGGCAGCUCGACAUCACCUGGCUCGUCAUCCGCGGCCUCCAGGCCGUCGGCCUCGCUAAGAACGUGAAGCUGCCAACGGAGGCCUCGCUCCAGCGCAUUGCCAACCCUGACUACUGGGGGGACCGCAUGCCGCGCGUGGGGGCCUAA